Ogataea polymorpha is the source of this 1497-nucleotide messenger RNA. RefSeq lists its product as uncharacterized. The transcript is spliced from 3 exons. Gene Ontology annotation, biological process: positive regulation of transcription by RNA polymerase II. Lineage: Eukaryota; Fungi; Ascomycota; Pichiomycetes; Pichiales; Pichiaceae. Gene Ontology annotation, molecular function: transcription cis-regulatory region binding; zinc ion binding; DNA-binding transcription factor activity, RNA polymerase II-specific. The record is from RefSeq and is a predicted model, not a curated record. Bases 1 to 1497 code for a protein of 498 amino acids. Gene Ontology annotation, cellular component: nucleus.
AUGUUCAACGCCUUCACUGUUAACGACCUUGCUCUUGUGGACCAAAAGCCAGCAAACUCUGCUGGCAAGACCCUGGCCGAGUUCCAGACUCUUCUGAACGAUACCAACUCCACGGGACGUCCGAUCCGUUCGCGAAAUGGAUGCGGAGAAUGUCGCAGACGCAAAAAACGCUGUGACGAAACCAAGCCAGUCUGCAAACUGUGCAAGAGACUGGGUAUUGAGUGUGUAUGGCGCCAACCUGGUACAGAGCGCAAGAAUGCCAAACGACGCCAGUCCCGGGCCAUCAAGGUUCGGUUAAGUUCUGUGGAGGAAACAUCGGGAGUAUCAGCCACUCAUAUGCUUAUUGACACACUUAGGACAAAUCUUCAAACUUCCUUCGACUAUGAACCACAAACGAACGUUUUCUCGCUGCCCUUUAUUCGUCAUCUCAGUGAAACAGAGAGCCGGUAUCUAGAUUAUUACAUCAACUAUGUCUCCUCAACCCUUUCUCUUCUGCCUCAGGAAACAAAUUAUCUGUUGAGCCUUUACAUUCCUCUGGCAGUCCACAACAAAGCCAUUAUGAGUGGACUUAUUGGUUGGUCCGGGCUUUUUUUGGCAGGCACCAAGUCAGAGGAAACUCCAAUGAAAUAUAUCCAAAAUGCCGUGGAUCUUUGCGACAAAACCCUCAAAUCAAAGGAGCUAACAAUACCUGAUAAGUUGGAACUUGUGUGUGUGUUUUUCAUCCUUUGUGCUGCAGAGAUUUGUGUUGGCGAUGUUAAGAACUGGUACGAUAUCUUUGGCAGGCUGCACAAAUUCAUUUUGGACGAGUGCAACGGCAAUUUGAAAACCCUGUUGGGACUACUGGGUGAUACAGAGGGGGCCAAAUGGUUGCUGUCCAAUUUUCUCUAUCAUGACGUCCUUAGCAGCUCUAGUCACGAAGAAGGCACUUUGUUCCCUAUUGAUCAGUACUGCGAGGCACUGGACAUAAUCCCGGGCACCACGCAAUUGAUGGAUUCAGGUACCGUCUGUGAUCCAUUGCAGGGAUGCGUCCGACCAAUGUACGUUUUGCUCGGCCAAAUAAUCAACACGAAGCACAAGUUGGACAAGAUGCAGGAGAAAUUGGAUGCUAUUGAGGAUCGUGACUCCUAUAAACAGAAAAAAUUCGAGUUCUUAACAGCGCUGGAGAUGGACUUCGAAGAGUUGGAAACUCGAAUCAAAAAUACUAAUCCACAUACUCCCUCGUUACUGCUUUUGAAGGACGACAAAGAGCUCGAAGAUCAUCUUACGUUGUUCGAGACCUACAAAUUAAGUUUGAGGAUCUAUCUUCGCUACAUGAUACGGAAGACCCCUCCAGCAUUGCCAGAAAUACAGCUAAUGCUCCAAGAGCUCACGCUCUGUAUGGACGUGAUAAUGGAUACGAAUGUGCAAUCUGGCUUAUGUUUUGCCCUCAUGGUGGCUGGAAUUUCGUGUGUCGAUCCCGUGGAUCAUUCCCAGUUAAAAACUUUGAGCUCGUUUUGA